This is a messenger RNA of Chondrus crispus (carragheen), 1053 nucleotides long. RefSeq lists its product as hypothetical. The transcript has a single exon. Bases 1 to 1053 code for a protein of 350 amino acids. The record is from RefSeq and is a predicted model, not a curated record. Lineage: Eukaryota; Rhodophyta; Florideophyceae; Gigartinales; Gigartinaceae.
AUGGACGUCGAGCGCGCGGCAGCCGAAAUGCCUGACGAUAUCGUGGGACCAGGCCCUCAGGAAGACCCCGAUGCCCUUCGCAAAGACACCCGUCUCUCCGCCACAUCCAUCCCCCAAAUGGCUGUAGAAAGCGCCGCCCUUCUUACUUUAUUCUCUCUUCUCAUCUUCAUCGAGGGCGGCAUCCGUCUCACAUUAAUUGACGUGAAAGAUCUUGGCCGACCAGAGGGCGUCAAAUUGUUCCCACCUGUCGCCUCCUUCAUUGCCUCCAUUUGCGAGCUCGUCUUCGGUUUCAUCGGGCUCAUGCUUGGACUGAUUUCACUGAUUGAGUCACCCGUCUGCGCCAAAAAGAUCAAAGCAUGCGUCCUUGGCACUGUGCUCCUUAACCUGUUCGUAUUCGCCGUGUACAAUCUCGCAGACCCCAUCUAUCGCAUCAGGAACCUCAUAUCAUUUGGUGGACGCCCUGUCUCGGAUGUCUCGCUCUUCCGCGGCGCAGAGAGCAUGGCUCUGCUUACGAGAAUUUGUUUCACAAUUGCUUUGUUCGCUGGGCAAGUGAUUUUUAUGCUGAGACUGGCGAGUUCGUCUUCCACGAAAGGGAAGUGGUCCUCUGGUGUUAUGCAGGCCCAUGCAAUCUUUUGGAAUGCCAACGUAGCGCUUGCAGGGCUGUGGACGCUCGUGCUUGGAGGGGGUGUCCUUUCUCAUACGGAGUUGUUCCGAAAAAUUGAGGAUGUUAAUGGAACAAUAUUCUUCUUCUUGCCCCAUGCCGGCACGGAGCCUGGAUUUACAAUUGCCACCGGAAUUGUGAUGAUUCUUUGGGGGGUGUUGGGCGUUGCGCUUGCCCUGCUGCGUCGGCAGAAAGUGCAUUGGUUCUUGUUAGGUUCGCUGCCUGUGGCAUUGUUGGUUUAUCUCAACUUUACGCUCGUUCAACUUGGGCAGUUGCGCUUUAUAGUGAGUGAUGCAAGUCUUGUCGCAACUAAUACGGCAUACGUGUUUGCUUUGUUCUUCUUGAGUUGCUUUUUCCUGCGUCGAUGCCGACACCAGAAGCACACAAGUUGA